Messenger RNA from Closterium sp. NIES-67, 954 nucleotides. NCBI's taxonomy places the organism in Eukaryota, Viridiplantae, Streptophyta, Zygnematophyceae, Desmidiales, Closteriaceae. The record is from the annotation of a GenBank genome assembly.
GUGUUGCUUCAUGUCGCUCAGCGGCCUCGCUUCGUUGAGGAACCUAAAGAUCCAGGGCGGAGAUGUUGAUCGACUCCCAGAUGCGUUCACCUCGUUACAGUCACUCGCGCAACUAGUGGUCGAAAUGUACAGCCUGGAUGAACUGCCGCGGGACUUCGGCAAUCUGAGCUCGCUGAAAUUGCUGGAGCUGAACAGCUGCCUCUUUCUAACCUCCCUUCCGGAAUCAUUUGGGCGACUUACCAACUUGGAGUUUCUUUCCGUCAGCACCUGCCGCAGGAGGCUUCAGCUGCCCGAAUCCAUCUCCAACCUUUUGUCUCUAGUGACGUUUGAAAUUUUGAGCUGCCAAGAACUUUCGCCGCUGCCCGAGAGUCUCGAUGACCUGAAGGCGGUCGAAACCCUACGUCUAGAGGAGGUGGGGGGGAUCACAUUCCUGCCAGCGAGUCUUGGGCAGCUGCGGCGGCUGUGUCUCCUUUCUGUUAACUGCUCCAAUAUACGGUAUCUGCCUCUGUCACUUCCCAGUCUGCCCUCACUUACGAACCUCAACGUUGCUGGCGCAAGGCUUGUUCUGCUGCCCGUAGAGAUUGGUCAGCUAUUGGAACUAUGGACGCUCACGGUGGACGCUGGGAAUCUCAUGCACCUGCCUCCCACCCUCACCCUUGCAACCGCACUCCAAGAGCUCACCCUGGAAAUCAUUUCGUCUCUACCGAGAGGAUGGGGGGAGGAGCCAUGGGAGGAGGGGAAUGAAGGGGAGGAGGGGAGUGCAGGGGAAGAAGGAGAGGAGGGGGAAGAGGAGGAGGAGGAGGAGGAGGAGGAGGAGGAGGAGGAGGAGGAGGAGGAGGAGGAGGAGGUCGUGGAGUCGGAUGGUGCUGAGGAGGGAGAGUGGGACGAGGAUGGGGAGGAAGGAGAGGGCAGUGGGGAGGAAGAGGUGGAGUGAGACGAACAGGGGUGGUGAUG